GAGACACGUUGAUCUGGAAGGUACUCCGUAGAGCUACGGAUUACUCCGUUAUUAACGAUUUCCAAGCUCCCGGGCCCAAUAUUCCUCGCCCACCCAAGAGCAGGUAGCUCGAUCCCGCGAAUCGCGUCGCCGUGACGCCAUUCACUCGAGCAAAUGUCGACGACUUGGAAUCGCUAGAAUCUCGAUGACUGGCUAGUUAUUCCAUUGACUAGUGAAGCGCGGUUGGCUCAACGCCGUCUCCUCGGCGAUCGCACACAGCAAGGCAACGCCGAACACACCAUCAGCGUCCUUGGGUAGCAAUUGCGGCCAAGAUGGGAAUCAUGUUUCUCGGAAAUGAAGAGUUGGGCAAGAAGGAUGAUGACCACACGCCGACCAAGCUUCCCUUGGUCCGACCACGAUGGAAUGCCGCGCCCAGGCCCCCCAGAGGCAAGCUCGUGAAGCGGCUCGCCAUUGCCUUCGUGCUUGGGCUCUUCGUCUACAUUUUCAUCAGCAACCUACCGACAGACGUUCCAAUUCGUGAUCGACGCCAUCCCGUGUAUCGUCCGGCAUUCGACUCAGGGAGCCCUGGUGCGCCGAAGCCGAAGCCGAAGCCAAAGUCCGGCUGGGGGCCCCAUCGGCCGAGCUUCCUGACACCAGGCUCUCCCAGCGAGGACUCCGCGUCAUCUUCGUCGGCCUACAACGGGCCGCUAUUAUUUGAAAAACUGCUCCCGUCGCUCCAAGCCAUCCACGGCACCGGAGGAGCCUCUCCUAUGAACAAGAAUAUCCUGUUCGCGGCAGCUAGUUUGAAGAGCGCUGCGCUGCUGUUGCCCAUGGCGUGUCAGAUGGGGGAUGAGCAGAGGAACCAUGUACACUUUGCGCUUGUUGGCGGGAGCGACAUCAAUAUGAAGCGGCUACAGGCCCUCAAUGGCAUCGACGAGUCGUGCCAAGUUAUCUUCCACGGCAUGUGCAGCCCUUACUAAGGCACUCUCGAGAAGGGUUCGGUCG
Molecule: messenger RNA, 984 nt
Organism: Thermothelomyces thermophilus ATCC 42464
Lineage: Eukaryota; Fungi; Ascomycota; Sordariomycetes; Sordariales; Chaetomiaceae
Exons: 1
Coding region: 312-959 (215 amino acids)
Source: RefSeq, a predicted model, not a curated record